Molecule: messenger RNA, 1374 nt
Organism: Cannabis sativa
Lineage: Eukaryota; Viridiplantae; Streptophyta; Magnoliopsida; Rosales; Cannabaceae
Exons: 2
Coding region: 1-1374 (457 amino acids)
Molecular function (GO): DNA binding
Source: RefSeq, a predicted model, not a curated record
AUGGAUGAUAUUGUCACAACUGAGAUCUUUUUUGAUGGAAAUUUCAAUGAUGAUUCUACUAAUUGGAUACCUAAUCACAUCUUUACUCACCCAAAUUUCAGUUGGAAGGAUGUUGAUUUGGGUCUCUUAGAUGAGUUCCAAUUCGUGGAAAAUCAACAACAACAAGAUCAUUCCGAUGACGCUAAUGAAAUAAUUAUUCAAGAUGAUGGCAUAGGCUUAGAUGAUAUCCCUAAGGAAUUCUUCGAACCUAAUCAAGAAGUUGAACUUGAUCACGAGACAAAGAAGAAUAGUAGUUCUUCGAGUGAUCUUCAAAGAAGCAUCACAAAAGAAUUAUUAGAAAUCAAAUCGUCUCCUAUCGAAAAUGAACAACAACAAGAUCAAUCCAAUGAAGUUAGUCAGAUAAUUAUUCAAGAUGAUGGCAUAGGCCUUGAUGAUCUCUCGCAGGAAUUCUUCAAACCUAAUCAAGAAGUUGAACCUCCUCAUGAGACAAAGACAAAUAGUAGUUCUUUGACUGAUCUUCAAAGAAGCAUUAUAAAAGAAUUAUUAGAAAUCAUAUCGUCUCCUAUUGAAAAUAAACAACAACAAGAUCAAUCUAAUGAAGCUGAUAAAAUAACUAUUCAAGAUGAUGGCAUAGGCCUCGAUGAUCUCCCUGAGGAAUUCUUCAAACCUAAUCAAGAAGUUAAACCUAAUCAUGAGAUAAAGGCGAGUAGUAGUUCUUGGAGUGAUACCUCGACUACUAACACCAACAACUACCAAGGUUUCUACACAUCUCAUCUAGUGCCUCAAAUGAACAAGCCUUAUUAUUUGAACAUGAGUAGUGAGAGUGGUAAUUGGGACCAAAGUAAUGAUUACAACCAACAACCCUACCAAUUUUGCUAUACACCUCAAUUAGUACCUAAACUUGCUUAUCCUACUGAUUAUUAUUUGGAUUAUAGUAGUGAGAGUGGUUGGGACCAAAGUAACAACAAGCAAGAUGCACAAAUGGUAACGACAACACAUACAUUUCCUAUUCUCACUCACACUCCUGCGCCAGCUAUAGAAUAUCAACAACAAGAAACUCUUUCAACUCGCAAACGAAAAUCAACCUCUUCAAACCAUGGUCGUUGGACUGUAAAAGAACACAUGACUUUUUUACAAGGGAUGAGUAAGUUUGGUUCUGGUAAUUGGAUAGAAAUAUCUACUUUACUUGGUGGUACAAGAACUCCAGUCCAAGUGGCUAGCCAUGCUCAAAAAUAUUUUAAUAAAAUGGAGAAAGAAAAACAAAUUGCAGAGACAACCUCUGAGAAUAAUAAGAAGAAAUUAAAUAAGAGUAUAAAUGAUAUAAGAUUAAGAGAAGAUGGAACAUUUUGUUUUCCAAACUCAUUUCAAAACUGA